Daucus carota subsp. sativus is the source of this 629-nucleotide messenger RNA. RefSeq lists its product as uncharacterized. The transcript has a single exon. Bases 217 to 543 code for a protein of 108 amino acids. NCBI's taxonomy places the organism in Eukaryota, Viridiplantae, Streptophyta, Magnoliopsida, Apiales, Apiaceae. The record is from RefSeq and is a predicted model, not a curated record.
UACAUGUUUUACUGAAAUAUCCGUGCAUGCGACUGUACGUGGAUGCGCUGUUUUAAUGCCACGUUAUGUCGAAAGGACAGAUGCCCCAUCCUCAACAAUCCACCUGCUAUAGCAUAAGAUUGCAGAAGCCCAUAAAUAUUACUGUAUUCUUUUAUUUAAGCAUCUGUAGUCUUGUAGAUAUAAAGAUAUCUGGAACUAAAGAGCACAAACCCAGAAAUGGCAGCUAAAAAAUCAUCAGUGCCCAAAGAAGAGGAAGAUCUGGAACCAAAAGGAGACCAACAGGAAGAAGAAGCAGCUCAGCAUCACAGUAUCUUCAUUUCCGACAUGAAGCCUCUGACCAAGGAAGCUUAUGGCGGCGGAAUGUACGGACAUGACGAUGAUGAUGAUAAAACUGGGCAGCCUGAGAACACCGGGAAGAUGCCGGCCAGCGACACCCAGAGUGCGGAUGGGCCGGUGGGACCCCCCGUGGAGCCUAAGCACAAGCCCCCGCCAUCAACAGGAGAUCGAGAUGUCGAUAUAACUGGCCAAUCUUAUAUACAGUAACUUUAAUAAGAGCUUGUAUUUAGGAGGACAAGUUGUAGAUUCAACUGUAAGAAGAGUCCACAUUAAGCUUAUUGAUUAACUGUCUA